Messenger RNA from Dreissena polymorpha, 731 nucleotides. RefSeq lists its product as uncharacterized. Bases 16 to 633 code for a protein of 205 amino acids. The record is from RefSeq and is a predicted model, not a curated record. Gene Ontology annotation, cellular component: extracellular region. The transcript has 7 exons. NCBI's taxonomy places the organism in Eukaryota, Metazoa, Mollusca, Bivalvia, Myida, Dreissenidae. Gene Ontology annotation, molecular function: peptidase inhibitor activity.
ACUAAAUCGUAACCAAUGGAUGGGCUUUGGAAAGCAUGUGUGUUCGUGUUGAUUAUUGAAGCAGGAAUUGUGCUUUCUCUUUCCAAACGUAUUGAAGGUGGCAUAUGCACUAAUGGAUGUUUUACCAGCUGUCAACACAAGAUUAAUGGCUUUUGCUGCAAUACAUGCGCAACCCCAUCCUCGUCCUGGGAGGGCGUGGUUUGUAACCCCGUGGUUGAGUGUGACCCGCCCGACGUUGUCAUGACCUUGGACGGCCGCUGCUGUCCAGUCUGCGUUAAAGCAGGUUCGUGUCAGUUCGGAAGUGACUGGAACAACGUCCACUUGGGCUGCCCCGACCCCAGAACAAUUGGUUACCGUCGGCCUCUUAGCAACUGCUGCUUCCUGUACGCUAACAAUGCACUAGACAAGUAUGGUCUCUGUCCCACGACAUUCCCCGGGAAUGCAAGCAGUCACGAGUGCAAUGACGACUUUGACUGCCAGGGAAUGCGGAAGUGCUGCUUCAACGACGACGUCCGUGUCUGCGUUCUACCUCAAGGUUGCCUAUUUGGUGAGGACUUCUAUCUCCCGGGACUUAUGACGUCAAACGCGCGAUGCACGUGCACCCCAGCCGGCGUUGUUUGCGAUAGACGGUAGUGCAAACCGACUGAGCCAGUGAACAACACCAUGUAGCUCUAAACGUUUCCAGUAUUUCAACACAUUAUGCAAGAUUGUAAUUAAAUACAGAAACUGGU